Oncorhynchus kisutch (coho salmon) is the source of this 11934-nucleotide messenger RNA. Its product is annotated as BRCA1 DNA repair associated. Gene Ontology annotation, molecular function: zinc ion binding; DNA binding; ubiquitin-protein transferase activity. NCBI's taxonomy places the organism in Eukaryota, Metazoa, Chordata, Actinopteri, Salmoniformes, Salmonidae. The transcript is spliced from 21 exons. The coding region runs from base 127 to 4791 and encodes 1554 amino acids. Gene Ontology annotation, biological process: positive regulation of transcription by RNA polymerase II; mitotic G2 DNA damage checkpoint signaling; chordate embryonic development. The record is from RefSeq and is a predicted model, not a curated record. Gene Ontology annotation, cellular component: nucleus; BRCA1-A complex; BRCA1-BARD1 complex.
UGCUCGCGAAAGGAAGUUGUCAUUCUUCAACGGGAAGGGUUGUGGUCACGCGCCAAAAUAGUUGCGGGAAAACCAAACUGAAUCCAGGAGAGAAGCAAGAUACAGAAUUGUGCUGCACAUGAGAAAAUGAACACCAUGAUGUCCCCGAAGGCUGAAGAUGUCAGACAGGGGAUCUCUGUCAUCUGUGAGAUCUUGCAGUGUCCAAUAUGUUUGGAAUUGAUGAGCACACCUGUGUCUACUAAGUGUGACCACCAGUUUUGCAAGUUUUGUAUAAUGAAGCUUUUGGACAGCAGUAGGAGAAAGGAGGCCAACUGUCCAGUUUGUAAGACAAAGAUCACAAAAAGGAGUUUGCAGGAGAGCCCUGGGUUCCAGAAAUUGGCAGAGGGAUUGCAGAAUAUGGUCCAGGCCUAUGAACAUGACACCUGCACAAACUACUUCACUGGAAUGUCCCAGGUGAGGAGACAUAUGAGUGUCACAGAGACUGUGCAGAAGAAAAACGGCCAUGAUGUCUCAUCUGAUGACGUAUGGGCUAGUGACCGUGCUGAUGACGAGGAUCAUGAGUUUUCAAUGCCCUGCUCGUCAACUAUAGCAGCCAAGGAUGGCUUUGCAACGCUCAUGGGUCUUGAAGAUUCUUGUCCUGUCAUUUCGGACGAGGGGUUUGACAGCAGCCUAGGUGACAUACCUCCAGCCACUGAAAAGCAUACCGAUGACUCUAAAGCUACCUCCACCACAGAAAAACAGAAGCCAGCAUUAGAGGCAGAAAUACCUGAGGUUGUUGAAAGAGCUCCCUCACGACCUCAAAGGCUUGGAAAAAAGAUAAGCACUCAUCCUCAAGAUCCACCAUGCUGUCCUGAAAAGGUCAGAAACCAACCUGUCAGACGAUCCACGAGGAAUAACAAAAGAGAGUCCUUGACCGAAAUGAUUGACCAGAAUCAGAAGAAAAGUCUAGAGAAAGUCUCUGAGUGGCUCAUGAAUAAUUCCUCAACAGAAGUAAACUCUGAGAAGGAGAAAAACACAGAGGGCUCUUAUGACUCAGUUUCUUUGGCAGGAAGUUGUUCCCCCUCCUCACCCUUAGCGGAUAACCUCAGAAAUAAGGACCAGAGUCCAAAGAGAGAAGAGCGUGGCAAAUGUCUUGAGGAGCUGGUAUUUGGGGCUGUUUACAAACGGGAUCGAAGAGGGAACCGCAGUUUUUCACCACAGAAUAUAGCGAUCACAGACCCUCCACCACCCUGUCCAGCUGAGGAACUCCAGAUCCUGAAGAAGAUUGCCAAAAGGAGGAUGAGAAAUAAACUGACACCUGCUGACUUUGUCAAGAGACCAAGAUCUGAGGAGAAUGAAGACAGUGUUAUGGAUGACCAACCAGAGAUGACAGAAACACAAGAGGAUUAUCCCAAUGAACACCCAAAAGAUACUGAAGAAAAUAAGUUGAUUGUCCUGACUGGGGAGCUGAAUUCUAAUAGCUCUGACAAGCAAGGAGAAGAGCUUGAUGAGUUGCCGGAAGGUGACAACAAAGAGAAUGAAGAUGUAGAGGACAGUCCUGUGUUUGAUGUGCCACUACGGGAACCUGGGAGGAAGUCAAAUAAAAAGAUGCACGGUAGGUGGCAGGACGUUGACAGGGAUUUACAAGGGAAUGUAAAGUCGGAGAAUAACGAGCAAAAAAAGCCUGCCAAGAAAAAAGGGGAAAACAUCAAGGUGGAGAAGAGCAAGGCAACCAAAUCCUUAGUCCUUGUGGGUGUCAGAGAGGGUGGAAGUGACUCUAAGAUGCCUAAGAGCAGACCAUCAGGCCAGACCGAGGUUCAGAUUGAGAGUUACCCUAGCAGUGAGGAUCCAGGAAGCCCAAUCAUGAGGAGAACCAGGAGGAGUCGGAGGCUUCAGCUUUUCACAGAGGAAGUACAAGGGAGUAACAAGAUCGGCACUGCAACAUCCACAAAGGUUGUCGUUCUUGAUUCAGACUGCAACGAGAUGCAGCAAUCAAAGGAGGCGAAAGCUGACACCGACAAGGAUAAUGUGGCGUGUUUGCAGAACCAAAAUACAGAAAAGGCUGUCAGGAAAAACGGAUGUGUUUUGGAUGAAGAAAUGGGAGGUAUUGAGAGCUUGGACUCUAGCGAGAAAAUAUUGUGUGAAAUGAUUGAGUCACAGAAAGUAAACCAAGUUGAGGAGUCUAUUGUCGAAGUCCCAAGUACAGGAAGGCCUUGUCACGCUGAUGUUGCUUGUUCAGUGACUAUGGUACCAAGUUCAAUUAGUACCCCUGAGGCAAGUGUCUCGUGUGCCGUGCCUGAGAGUGUAAACCAAAGUAAUCCGGUUAUCAAACCAUUAGAUGACUUGAGAUCAAAUGUACCACAAGAGACGUCAGCCAGCCAGGCCAAAUGCAUUGAUCUAGAUGAGGAUGUCCGGAAUGACAGUGAGCUGGACACUGAGCAACUGCUGAAGAGCUUCAAAGCCACCAAAAGGAAGUCCUUCCACCUUGGUAGUCCAAAUAUCAAGAGGAGUUCCUUCUGGUCCAACAAGGAGAUUACAACUCUUACAAAGACUGAAGAGAACAAACAUGUUGGCACAGAUAUGGAAGCAGGAAAUGGGCAGGGAUUUUCAAGGACAACGGAGUGUCCCACAGUCCAACAGGAAUCUGAGAAAGGGACAAUAUUCGAAAAUUCUUGCUGUAGUGAUUUGAGCCCACCUUCAAGUUCCCUCAACAAUAUUUCACAAGAAAAGGCGCAGAGGAAUCGUAAAAGGCUCAGAAAAUCCAUUCUUACCAGACCACCUCAGGAUUUAGUGGAUUCUUCGAACCCUGAUACCAGUGGGAAGACCCAGAAACAGAUUCUGUCCAGGCUUUCUGGCAACAGCUCAAAAAGUGCCCUCAGUCCCAACAAAGUCACAAAAAGCCAAAUGGAAUCUCCCCACCAAGCUGUGGGUUCUGGUCUGCUCUUUCCAGCUUUUGGCGCCUCUAAGGAAGAUCUACCAGAUCCGACACCUGUAGCUUCAAAGCAACUUAGAGUCCCUAAAAGUCAGCAGCCAUACAAAGUGGAGGGCAGCAUGAGUAAAAGUCCAACAGAACUGGAGAGUAGCCACAGUGUUGGAUCAGAGAUGGCAGUGGAGUUAAACAAAACGUGUCCAGAGAACAUGACUGGAAACAUAGCCAAUACAGAGUCCUCCUUGACUCCAGAUGGCCUCCUUCCAAUUAUCCAAUCAGUAGUUAUCCAAGAGGCACAGAGGACUAAAAGAUGUGGUGUGGUCAGCUUGCACUCUCCCAUCAAGAGCACCCUAAAGCGGAGGAAGGCUCAGAGACUGGAGUCUUCCUCUGAGUCCAACUGUAGUGGGGAGGAAGAGGAACUGCCUUCCCUUGCACAAAUUUUCAGACCGUCGACUUGUCCACCAACCGCUGAGGAGGAGGAGGAGGAAUCAGUCACAUUGCUCAAAGACCAUGCCAGGGGACAAGGAAGCUACAGGGAGGCUGGUGAUGCAGCUGAAGAUGGGCAGCGAGCGAGCAGUCCUCCCAUGUGCCCCAGUCCCGAAUGGGUCACCACCAGCCAGGCAUCUGUGGAUCUGUUUGGAACACCAGAAGAAGCUGAAGGAAUGGCAGGUGACACUGGCCUGACACAGGAAUCAUCACAAUUUUCAAGCGAGUGUAUUGCCACUCAGCAAAAGGUUGCGAUGCAGGAGGAGCUGCGGAGGCUGGAGAGAAUGAUGGCGUUGGUGUCUGAAGCGCUCCAGGAGAAGGAGGAGGAGGAGCCCACUGGGGCCAAAGCGCUGCUUCAACCAGACAGGUCCACAGUCUCCUCAGGCCUUGAUCUCCAGGCGAACCUGCCGUGUGGCCAGGGCACCAGGAAGAGAUCUGCCAGCAGGGAAGGUGCCCAAAACAUUGGGGGAAAUGCAGCCUCACCUCCCCCUGGUCUUGGAGACAGUGAGGGCCUUGGGCCCACCCCCACCACGCCCUGCCGCACCAAACAUGAGGGACCUGGAGGGACUGGAGCAGGGCGGCUUGGCAGACAGUCAGGACGGAGCCUAAGGAGCAGCAUGAGAGCGAGGCCCAACCAGGUGUCGCCAGUGGUCAGAGUGCACAGCGGGACCAAUGCUCCCUCAGCUGGGCUGGAGGUCCAGGAUACCCCGGUGGUCAUCCAGCAUGCAAACACACACCCAUCAACACACACUGCACUGCGGGAACCUGCUGGGGUAAAGUUGGUGCUGGUAGCAUCAGGACUCAGUGCACCUGAACAGUCGAUGGUGAAAAAGUUUGCCAAGAGGAUGGGAGGCAGUGUGUGUUCACAAGUGACGUCCGAGACCACCCAUGUCAUCAUGAACACAGAUGGUGAUCUGGUGUGUGAGCGCACGCUCAAGUACUUCCUGGGCAUCGCAGGCAGGAAGUGGGUGGUGAGCUUCCAGUGGAUUUCCGAGUGUUUCAAACAAGGGACAGUCUUAAAUGAGACGUCAUUUGAGGUGCGAGGAGACGUUGUGAACGGACAUGAUCACCAAGGGCCCAUGAGAGCACGGACCACAGGGGACACAAGUCUGCUGAUGAAGGAUUACGAGAUCUGUUUCCAAGGCCCUUUCACCGAUAUGACCACUGGUCAGAUGGAGUGGAUGGUGGAGCUUUGCGGUGCAACAGUGGUUCAAGAGCCUCUUCUCUUCACUGGUGAACUGAAAACUCGUCAGCUCAUAGUGGUACAACCAGGCUUGGACCAAUCACCAAUAAACUACCAAGCCCUCCAGAGGAUAGCCACGGUCAUCACCCGUGGUUGGCUAUUUGAUUCCGUGGCAACCUACACCCUUCAAAGCCUUGACAACUACAGAACGUAACCUUCAGACCUGGUGUCACAUCCAAAUCGCUCCGCUGUCCUGGACCCACUCCACUCGGUUCAUUGGUGUGAUACACAAAUCGUUCCCUUUUCUGGAUCCUGUCACUAGAGGCAGUCCCCGGUGUCACGUCCAAGUGGCUCCCUUGCCACCCUCUUUCUUAAUACAGUGCCUUCAUAAAGUAUUCAUACCCCUUGACUUAUUACACAUUUUGUGUUACAGGCUGAAUUCAAAAUGGUUUAAAUAUUUGUUUCUCUCCCAUCUACACAGCCUGUUAAUACUCUGUUAAUGGCAAAGUGAAAACAUGUUUUAAAAAAUGUUAGCAAAUUUAUUGAACAUUUAAAUGCAUAAAUAUUUAAUUUACACAAGUAUUUACACCUCUGAGUCAAUACUUUGUAGAUGCACAUUUGGCAGCUGUAAGUCUUUCUAUGUAAGUCUUUUCUUUUCAAAAUUCUUCAAUUUCUAUCAAGUUGGUUGUUGAUCGUUGCUAAACAUCCAUUUUCAGGUCUUGCCAUAGUUUAGACUUAUAUCUACUUGAAAAACUAUCUCAGCCACUCAGGAACAUUCAAUGUCUUCUUGGUAAGCAACACCCAGUGUAGAUUUGGCCUUGUGAUUUAGGUUAUUGUCCUGAUGAAAGGUGCAGACAGAACCAGGUUUUUUUCUAGGAUUUUGCCUGUGCUUCACUCCAUUCCCUUUCUUUUUUAUUCUGAAAAACUCCCCAGUCCUUAAUGAUUACAAACAUAUCUAUAGCAUGACGUAGUCACCACUAUCCUUGAAAAUAUGGAGUAUUGUACUCAGUAUUGUGUUGUAUUGGAUUUGCCCCAAAUACAACACGUUGUUUUCAGUACAAAAAGUGAAUUGCUUUGGCAAUUUUUUUGUCAUAUUACUUUAGUGGCUUACUGCAAACAGGAUGCAUGUUUUGGAAUAUUUUUUUUGUGCAUGCUUUCUCUUCACUCUGUCAAUUAGUUUAGUAUUGUAGAGUAACUACAUUGUUGUUGAUCCAUCCUCAGUUUUCUCCUAACACAGCCAUUAAACUCUUAACGGUUUUAAAGUCACAAUUGGCCUCAUGGUGAAAUCCCUGAGCAGUUUCCUUCCUCUCCGGCAACUGAGUUAGGAAGGACGCCUGUAUCUUUGUUGUGACUGGGUAUACAGAUACACCACAGCAAUAGGUACCCUUUUGCGAGGCGUUGGAAAACCUCCCUGGUCUUUUUGUUUAAAUCUGUUUGAAAUUCACUGCCCGACUGAGAGACCGUACAGAUAAUUGUGUGUGGCACAGAGAUGAGGCAGUCAUGAAAAAGAUCAUGCUAAACACUAUUGCACACUGAGUGAACCCAUGCAACUUAUUAUGGGAACUUAUUUAGCCUUGUCAUAACAAUACUUAUUGACUCUAGACAUUUCUGCUUUAAAUUUGUGAUUAAUUUGUCAAAUGUAUGGGGUAUUUUGUGUAAGCCAGUGACAUCUCAAUUUAAUCCAUUUUAAAUUCAGGCUGUGACGCAAAAAAAAAAAUGGAAAAAGUUGAGAGAUGUGAAUACUUUCUGAAGCCACCGUAUGCCUAAGAGACAAUCCAUGAUCAACCAGUUCAAAAGAUUAUGGCACUUUACCCCAUCCCCCUGGGGUUGACUUGUUUUUGUCACCAUGACUACAUGACUUCCUUUAAAAUAGUUGUUAUGCAGUCGCUUUGUGUUGUAACUAAACUCUGUGUGAUGUACAUAAAUGUAAUGUCCUCUUACUUAAAACAACUCGCAUGGAAACAAAUUAUAUAUUUUUGUACCCUGUGAGAAUGAGAAACCAAUGACCUGAAGAGAGCCAGAGGCUGGUGCUUUGUUAUAUAUGCACGCAUACAUGCGCACAUGUUCGUACAAACACACACGUGUAUAUAUUAACACACACACACACACAGGGAAAGUGAACAGGAGUCUUUAAUAGGGUGGUGCAACAUUGGCGUCUUUUGCCUCCGUUCUCCCUCCCUCUCUUUUUCCUCCGAAAAGCCUGACAUACCCUGAAAACAACAAAGAAAAAGGGGGCGCUUGUGGGGCUCACAGGCCUGUUAUGAAAUGUUCUCCAGUAUUUGACUUUAUACACUAACUGUGCUUCAGGCCAGAGCAUCUCUCAGUGAAUCAGUAGCAUAUUGCAAGAGGGGGCCAAGCACAAAACUGUUCUAUGGGGUAGGAACAAAUACCUUUGUUUGAGGCCCGGGAGCUCCAACUGGCUUAAAACCUUUUAUCAGAUACACUUGUUGUUUUGCGCCAGCGUCAUCUGAGUGUUUUCUUUUCAGAAAAACCUAUUAGUAUUUAUUUACCUUGACUUCCCGGUACGCUGUUCUCUUCUCUCAAGGUCUCAUGCAUUUUAAUGUUGAAGAAGCUUUUUACCCCUGGUUCAUUAAAGCCCACUAUGUGUAUCCUACAAGGCUUUCAGACCCCUGUUCACUAGAUAUCCCAAACAAGACCAGCGCGGAGAGAGGGGGCGUGGGGGGAGCAGGAAUAUGCUCUGCCAGUAGCAAGCGUUCUACUGAAUUAUUGAACAGGCGACAAUUGGGAAAAGAAAGGAAGAUAGCGAGGGUAGAGAUUGAGAGGAGUGGAGAGGACCACAAGCACAUUAAGGGGACCAAGGAUGGCCCUCGUCCAUAAACUGAGAGCCUGUUGCAAUUCUGUGACUGUAAGUAACCCACCGUGACUAGGGUAGCCUGACAUGGUUUGAGACCUGAAGACUUGAGUUAGCUCCCCCGAGCUGAUGCUUAGGUUUAGCUCAACAGGCUAACACAGUCUUGUGGCGUGCAGGUUAUCCGGGUUGCAUACCUGGUUGGGUCACAUAAGCCUGAGAGGUUGUUCCUGAUGGACAAAGUUGGUGGUGUCCAAAAUAUUGUGCUAUGAAAGACUUUGUAGCACAAUAGCACGGUUAGCGGCAUGUGGUAAAGUAGCAAUGUAAAAACCCUAGGGGGACUGUUCCAUCCAAACUCAUUUGUAUGCACCCAGGGUAUUAAAUACCAAAAUAACAUUCCACAUGUGCUGCGGACAAUUUAAUCGAUAAUGAGAAUGUUUAAAAAAUAUUUUUUACUCAAUAACACAUUUGGGUACUAACAUCAAUGGUAGCUGGAAGGGACUAAUUGUUAUCUGAUUUUAGCUGUCACCCUGUAAGUUCACCCUCCUAUAGAAUGGAUAGAAAUAAUGAAUUUGACUUAAACAUUUUUUUUUUUUUCACUCUCAAGGCGCCAUAUGCUAUGGAUGCAUCAGGUCAAUGAGAAUCUUAAUAGUUGGAAUCCAUGCAUAGGAACAAAGAACAGUUGUGUGGCGUGUUGUAAUGGAGCGCCUUUCCUGCUGUGAGAGACAGAAGGCCUCAUGUCUGUCUUGAAUCUAAUUGGACCCCAAAGGGUGACAGUAUCUCUUAACGAUCAUAUAUGGAGAAAGCACCGUCUAAAUAAUGUAUUGAAACCAGACAAAUGUAUGCAAGACAAAAACAUUGAUAUGCUUAAUGCUCUACCAUAUGUUUGGCAAUGUUAUAUGUCUGUUAGUCUGCUAUCACAAGAUUCAGCGAGAGCAUAUGACAGGGGGACCAAGAUGGAAAGUUAGUCCUGCUUCCCAGUUAUAAGCUUGUAAUAAUAUCCCUAUAUAGGGUUGUACUUUUAUGGUAGACCGCACUGAAGGAAGAGUGACGCCUCAAGGACGUCUCUCCCCUCUUCGCGGAGUCCUACCCUGUAGACCGCAGCCUACUCCAGGUAGAAGUUGGGUUAUAAAUAUCGACAGAGACUUUGCCUGAGCUGCUGGAAGUGUUUCGCCUGCCGCUGGUUUAUUGAUUGGCGGUGCCCACAGGGCCUGCUAUACUACUUUAUCGUCUGCUGUUUUAUACAUUAUCGCCUGCUGAGGGAAUCUGGAAAGGUUUUCAUCAAGAAGUCGUGAAUUAGACGGGGUGAAAUUAUGCAUGUAUGCACACUCAUGCAUUGUUUUAAAUGGAGUCUUCUGCACAUAUACGCUAUAUAUACAAAAGUAUGUGGACACCCCUUCAAAUUAGUGGAUUGGGCUAUUUCAGCCACACCCGUUGCUGACAGGUGUAUAAAAUUGAGCAUACAUCCAUGCAAUCCCCAUAGACAAACGUUGGCAGACUGUCCUUACUGGGGCCUCCCGGGUGGCGGAGCGGUCUAAGGCACUGCAUCGCAGUCCUUGAAGUGUCACUACAGACCUUGGUUCAAUCCCAGGCUGUAUCACAGCCGGCCGUGACCGGGAGACCCAUGAGGCGGAGCACAAUUGGCCCAGCGUCGUUAGGGUAGGGUUUGGCCGGGAUUUCCUUGUCCCAUCGCGCUCUAGUGACUCCUUUUGGCGGGCCGGGCCCCUGCAAGCUGACCUCGGUCGCCAGCUGGACGGUGUUUCCUCCGACACAUUGGUGUGUCAAGAAGCAGUGCGGCUUGGAAAUAUCAUGUUCUAGAGGAAGUAUUGCUCUCGACCUUCGCCUCUACCGUGUCUGUAAGGGAGUUGCAGCGAUGGGGCAAGACUAACUACCAAUUGGGGAGAAAAACAGGUAAAAGAAAAAACAUAAAGUGACUUUCAACGUGGCACCGUCAUAGGAUGCCACCUUUCCAACAAGUCAGUUUGUCAAAUUUCUGCCUUGCUAGAGCUGCCCCGGUUAACUGUAAGUGCUAUUAUUGUGGAAACUUCUAGGUGCAACAACGGCUCAGCUGCAAAGUGGUAGGCCACACAAGCUCACAGGAUGUGCAGCAAAGUGCUGAAGCACCGAAGCGUAAUAGUCUCCUCGGUUGCAACACUCACUACCGAGUUCCAAACUGCCUCUGGAGGCAACGUCGGCACAUGAACUAUUAGUUGGGAGCUUCAUGAAAUGAAUUUCCAUGGCCGAGCAGCCGCACACAAGCCUAUGAUCACUAUGCGUAAUGCCAAGUGUCUGGUGGACCGGUGUAAAACUCGACACCAUUGGACUCUGGAGCAGUGAAAAUGCGUUCUCUGGAGUGAUGAAUCACACUUCACUAUCUGGCAGUCCAACGGACUAAUCUGGGUUUGGCGGAUGCCAGGAGAACGCUACCUGCCAGAGUGCAUAGUGCCAACAAGAAAGUUUGGUGGAUGGGGAAUAGUGGUCUGGGGCCGUUUAUCAUUGUUCGGGCCAGGCCCCUUAGUUCCAGUGAAGGGAAAUCUUAAUGCUACAGCAUACAAUGACAUUCUAGACUAUUCUGUGGUUCCAACUUUGUGGUAACAGUUUGGGGAAGGCCCUUUCCUGUUUCAGCAUGACAAAGCCCCCAUGCACAAAGCGAGGUCCAUACAGAAAUGGUUUGUCGAGAUUGGUGUGGAAGAACUUGAGUGGCCUGCACAAAGCAAGUCCCUGCAGCAGUGUUCCAACAUCGAGUGGAAAGCCUUCGCAGAAGAGUGGAGGCUGUUAUAGCAGCAAAGGGAGGACCAACUCAAUAUUAAUGCCUAUGAUUUUGGAAUGAGUAGCUCGACGUGCAGGUGUCUACAUACUUUUGGCUGUGUAGUAUAUUUGUCUUUGAGCAUUUCAUAUAUAAAUGUAAUAUGUAGAUUUUUUUAUUGAGUUUUGUUGCGUCACCUUGAAGUCGGUCAACUGUUCUUGGCUAAUGUCUAUAUUGUCUGGUCUGAUAACCGAAGUCCUCAAGUCCAAAUCCUUAGCAUCCGAGUCCUUUAUUACCGUUCUCCUAGCAGCGGGAUAUUAUGCUUGUAUUUGGUUAGUAGAGACCCUACUGAGUAUUUCCCACCCCACUUUAGUCGAGAAAGGUAUAAAAGUUCUCUACAAGCCAAUAUGUAUCCCAUGUACAGUCUAUUAGUGUAUUGCAUUUGGGGCUAUGGAGGGGGCGAAUAACGAAUUGGUGCUGGAAGUUCAAGUUCUAGACUCAAGUUUCCUACUACAAAACUGUCUUAAACCCCCCUACUGGAACAGCUACAAUUUCAUAAUUAUUCAUAAACCUUCAGUUUAAAGAAAGUGCAUGCUUCGGACAUACCAUUGAAGACUAAGAAUAGCUGUCAGAAUUCAGCUGAAAGCACUCUGAAAUCUUGCAUUCAAAACAAACCAAAAUGCCAGUGUCCUCAUUACAACGCUCCAUCUCCAACUUGAACAAGGUAGUUGUUGACUCCAUCGUGGCUGAGAAAUAGAUUUUUUUUUUUUUUUUUAAAUAGUCACAAUUCUGACUUGCGGGCCUUUCAAAUGCCAGAUGUGCACUUUGGUGUGAUGGAGCACUGCAUGCUGUUUUCAGUAUUUCCCCCAAAGUCACAGAGAAACCUUGGAGUGUGGAUUCAGCUUAACUGUCUUUGACAAUAGCAUGCAUUUUAUUGGAGACAAGGGGGGGGGGGGGACACUGAAUUAGGCCUCUGUUGCACUGUUUUACAAGAGUGAUUUUUAAAGGCCAAACAACAAUGGACAUAUUCAAAUGGUUCAAUAGACAAUGGCCUAUGUGCAUAAAGAUGUCGGAAUUCGAAUAUAGUAUGUUGUCAUUGUUUUAGCCAUCUGAAAAAAACUGAACAGAACAGGCAUGGAACCUCUAACCCUGUCAAUUUGACUGGUGUACUCAUGGGUCCACUCGCAAAUGGCUGCCUGAUAUUGUGACGCACUAAUUUCCAAGGUGAUGUAGAAUGUUAAUUGAAAUUGUUACCUGAUGUGGUUCAUUCAAUGGAAUGUGUUUUUGUAAUGCCUAUUUGAGUUGAAUCAACAAAUCACAGCACAUAUUGAUGUGUACAUGUCCUAUGCAAGUAUACCCAAUGGAUGUCAGUGACAUCCCGACAACUUUGAGAAAAAACACUUAUCACAGUUGUCGCAAGAUGGUGAAGCAUAUUCAUGACAUGAGGAAAGUAGAAUAGCAUCUCUCGCCAUUGAAAACAGGCAAUAGUCAUCAACACCACACGAUUUUUCAAAAAAGUAUAAAAAUAAUGCAAUGUAUCUACCAAUCUAAAGAGGGGAAAAGGCGGAGCUUGAUAGCCCGCCGUUCCGCUCUGUGGACAAGAAAUCCCAUUUUGGGGGUGGAAACAUAGGUGUCGUCAUUAUAUCCAAAACUCUGUUCUAAAGUAGGGGUCUGAGCGGAUUGUCGGGUGCCGGAGCAUAGUUCUAAUAAUCUGUACACUGCAAAUUGACCACGACUGCCCAAAAAUGGAUUUGUUAUUUUCAGAAACAGUCAUGUCUCAAUGUAAUAAAGGUAUGAAAUGA